Molecule: messenger RNA, 252 nt
Organism: Pseudozyma hubeiensis SY62
Lineage: Eukaryota; Fungi; Basidiomycota; Ustilaginomycetes; Ustilaginales; Ustilaginaceae
Exons: 1
Coding region: 1-252 (83 amino acids)
Source: RefSeq, a predicted model, not a curated record
AUGCCAGACUCUGACUCUCUGGGUUCCGCACAGCGAUCGUCUAUCGUGACUGACGCCUCCGGAAAGCCGGCAACUCAAAAUCCAGAACGCUCCAUUGACAACGCGGUCGAGAGAGCUCUCGCCUACGAUUGCUUCACACUCAGCAAGAUCUUCAACAUGUCGUUAGGUAGCGUCCUGCUCAUCGAGGUCACUCCAAAUUCCAGCUGUGGGCGGGAGCACUGUAUCUUCCGUUCUGCCUUCCUUCAACACUAG